Colletotrichum scovillei is the source of this 1657-nucleotide messenger RNA. Its product is annotated as eukaryotic translation initiation factor 3 subunit K. Gene Ontology annotation, molecular function: ribosome binding; translation initiation factor activity. The transcript has 2 exons. NCBI's taxonomy places the organism in Eukaryota, Fungi, Ascomycota, Sordariomycetes, Glomerellales, Glomerellaceae. The record is from RefSeq and is a predicted model, not a curated record. Bases 121 to 822 code for a protein of 233 amino acids. Gene Ontology annotation, biological process: regulation of translational initiation. Gene Ontology annotation, cellular component: eukaryotic translation initiation factor 3 complex; cytoplasm.
GCCUAAGCCCCACCAGCGGCACCGAUUUCUUCCUUCCCCUCCACGAUACCUCUCCUAACCCGCCGAACCUCGAAAACCACCCUCUCACACCCCCCCACGCCGCACAUAAAACCAGCAAUCAUGUUGAACGGCGAAGAUCCGCCCGAGCGGCCCGACUACAUUGUCAACAUCAUCAAUGGCCUCGAGCGGUACAACCCCGAGGCUGUCGUCAACCUCGAGUCCUACCUGCAGGAGCAGUGCGAGCAGAAGUACUGCGACUGCAAUGCGAACCGGACACUCCUGAAGCUGUACCAGCUCAACCCCGACCGUCUCAAGGAUGAGGUCGUCACCAACAUCCUCGUCAAGGCCAUGACCCAGUUCCCCUCGCCGCAGUUCACCCUCGCCCUGCACCUCAUCAACCCCUCCACCAUCGCCCAGGGCGAGCUCCACGAGGCCGUCGCCAAGCUGCGCACCCUCAACAGCCAGCUCGAGGGCUCCCAGUACGCUCGCUUCUGGAACACCAUUGACGGCGACGACCUCUGCGCCGACCUCAUUGCCGACAUCUCGGGCUUCGAGGACCUCAUCCGCAGCAACAUUGCCAACUCGGUCGCGCAGGCCUUCCGUGAGGUCAGCCUGUCCCAGCUCGAGUCCUGGCUCGGUCUCGACGGCGACGCUACCGCAAAGUUCGUCACCGAGGUCGCCGGCUGGACCGUCGGCGACAACGGCGUCGUUACCAUCCCCAAGAACGCCGAGAACGAGGCCAAGAAGUCUGAGAUCAGGGAGGACGUCAACGUCGACAUGUUCUCGAGAAUUCUUCGGAGAUCAUGGGAGGAGACUGCGUAAAAAGAAUUGCUUUUUUGAAAAACAAGAAGAGAAACUCGCAGACUUGGGCUUUGGUGUGGGGAUGAACAGAAGAAGGGGACGCAAGGGUUGGUAUCACAACCCUUGGCUGCUAAUAGCUCCGUACAUGGAGUUAGGGCUGGAAGAGAGCAUGGCGGCAAAAAUUACCGGCGUUCACUUUUGACUUUGGAAUCGGGGACCAUAGAGUAUAUCCCUGAAUAUGAGACAUGCCACAAUGUUUGAAAUGUCGUGUAAAACGCUUCUUUUUCUUCUUCUCAUUAUUUUGAUGUGCUGCAAAACUUUUGUCCAUGCUUGCCCCCUUUUUAUCAUCAUCGUGUAGCACAUAACUUUUUCAUCGCUUCGAAAGCUCCUCCCACUGAACACCACACCAUUCCUCAAGAUACCCAGCCUCACCAACAUCAACACCCCGCUGCUGACAAUCCGCCUCGCAAACGCCGACAAUAAUGGUACCCCAGUCCAUGCCCUCAAGCGACAGCUCCUCCGCCUCGAGCUCGGUGAUGGCAUGCGGCGUCAUCUGCACCUCAAACACGCGCCUGGCACCACAGUUUCCGCACCGCGUCAUGCCACCACCGCCGGCAGCAGCGCCCAGCUUCGCGCCCACGGCGUCCGCCUUGGAGUACAGAAGCGGCGUGCCGUUGAACUCGUAGCGGAUACACUGCUCCGGGUUCUGCUCCAUGCGGUCCGCAAAUUUUUGAAACGCCGCGUCCAUGGACGACUCGAAGACGUCCUUCAUAUCGCCUCCGCCAGAGCUGCCACCGCCCUCGGUGUCCACCUCCAUCCGCGCGUUCUGUGGCACGGGCAUGGGUUCCGGGUCGAG